CGAAGCGGUGCACCUUUUUGAUUCCAGAAGUCUCUCGUCCAUACUGUGUGAAUUGCUUCGCUUGUUUGUUCCAGAGCUUCUCAUUGUACAGUGCCAUAUCUCAUAACCAAAACUCAUGAAUUCGAAAUCGAAUUCGAAAGCGACGGUGAUGUUUAACGAGAGGGACGUUGUAGAUACUGUUAGGGUUAGGGUUCCUCCGAAUUCUUCAUCAUCAUCAUCACCUUGUGCUCGUGAUUGUUGUCAUACAAAGUUCUUGCUUCAAAACCACUUGAAUUUCAAGCGAAGCGCUUCACCUGCUAAGAUUAUGCGUUACGAGAACGAAUCGUGGGUUGAUGUCGCUCCAGAAGUCUUCGAUUCGCUCCGAUCGGGGUUCUUGGAAGGGAAAUCGGUGGUCGAGGUUCGAAUUGAGGGAGUUCUUUGCUUGUUCGAUUUUUAUCGAAUGUUGCAGAUUGAUUUGAAGAGUGGGAAUCAGAGUUCGAUUGCUUGGAUUGAUGUUCACGGUAAGUGUUUUUUCCCCAAGACCUUUGUCGAUGGCGGUGGAGAAGUUGCAAACGUUUCCAGAGAUCCGAACAUUGAAGUCGUGAAUGUGUCUUCUUCAAAUCCGAAUAUUGAAAUUUCGAACGUCACCGAGGACUUGGCCUCCGAAAACCCUACGAUUGAGAUUGGGAUUAGAAUCGGAGGAGAUUUCAAUUCGGCUAAGAGGAAAGGAGAGAGUGAAACUGAAGGAAGUUCUUCGAACGAUCAACCCGGUAAGAAGAAGAAGAAGAAGUCGCCGAUUAGUGCUUAUGAUGCAGAAUCACCGAGGUGGCCGAAAACGAAACUGUUGAAAGAAGGAGAGAAAGCCUAUUCAGUUGUCAAGAAUUUGUUUCUGUCUGGGAUAGGAGUUCUUGAACCCGGUGCUGCGAUCACUGCAAUUCACCAGUGCUCGCGCACCGGUCCGUUAGAUAGAGCUCGAUACGAAGUCUUCCAGAAGCAGAUGGAGCUUAUGAAGGCUGUUAGAGGAGAGGCCAAUAUGCAAUUUGCUUGGUAUGGGGCUUCGGACAAAGGAGUGGCUAGUAUUUUGAGUCACGGGUUCGCAUUGACUAACAAGUUUUCUGGUUCUGAAGCUCAUGGAAUUGGCAUCUAUUUGUCUCCUUUAUGCUCAUCCCACACAAGUGCUAUGUUAUCUGAGGCCGAUGAUAAUGGAGAAAAGCAUGUUAUCCUGUGUAAAGUUAUAUUGGGUAAAUGUGAACAAAUUGAAGCAGGGUCCACACAGAUGUAUCCUUCCUGCCAGGAUUUCGAUACUGGUGUGGAUGAUCUUAAGAAUCCCAAUUGGUAUGUGGUGUGGUGUGCCAAUAUGAACACCCACAUACUUCCUGAGUGUGUUGUGAGCUAUAAAUCUUCUGAUCGUGCGGAAGGUCUAUUUAGAGGAUCAUCGUUUGUGAUGCCUCUCCCAGGUUCAUCAAAUGCUUUGUUAACAAAUCUAUUGUCCAAGUUACGCAACUCUCCUCCUUCCUCAAGAGUUCAGGAAUUGCAAACUUUGUGGGUUACAUAUAAGGAUGGAAAAGUGGCUAAAGAUGCUUUCAUUAAACAAUUACGAUCAAUUGUAGGGGAUGAGAUGCUGCUUUCAACUAUUCAGGAAAUUCAUGGCUGAAAAAAGGUUUUUUUUUUUUUUCUUUUUUUUUUUGGUCACCUGUAGGAGCAUUUGGAAACUAUACUUCUCUUGGAUGAUCCAUUUUGCACAACCAAAUGUAAUAUUGCUAGACAAAAAGGAUUUUGAGAGGAAACCCCAUAGAUAUCAAAAAAGAGAGGUUUUUUUGUUUUUUGUUUUGUUUUUAUUAUAGAGCUUUACCCCCCAUCAUAUAUGUAGCUACAAUGCUUCAACUUAAUUUGGAAAGUUUUCAUUGCUAGUGAUUUGAUUUGAGUACUUUA
Camellia sinensis is the source of this 1911-nucleotide messenger RNA. Its product is annotated as putative inactive poly [ADP-ribose] polymerase SRO3. The record is from RefSeq and is a predicted model, not a curated record. Gene Ontology annotation, molecular function: NAD+ poly-ADP-ribosyltransferase activity. NCBI's taxonomy places the organism in Eukaryota, Viridiplantae, Streptophyta, Magnoliopsida, Ericales, Theaceae.